UGACCGGUACCACCUAGAGCCGUUUGCGCGCACCUGCAUACCCCGAGUCGCACUCCUGCCUCGUCACUCGCCCGCCUGCCCUUCCCCAUUGCGCACUCACGCGCCACCGUCUCCUCCACGGAUCUGCCGCCUAUCCGCACCCUCGUCGGCCCUGCACGUCGAUACCACCAUACAUUAGUGGGUUUCCUGGCAUUACGGCUAGCCACCUCCGCUGCGGGCCCUGUCCAGGCUGAAGUCACACAAGCUCCCGGCCCCGGCUGCCCUUGACGCGCAUCACCGAGGUCGCAUACACGGCCGUCUUGCCUCACAGCUCUGCGCUGGCGAGAGCAGACCUAUUCGCUGGCAGUCCACGUCAUAGAGAGGGUAGCAGAGCCUUAGAGGCCUGCAGCUGGCCGAAUAAACAUGUCGGCCACCCCCCCGAAGAAGGAGAACGUGGAACCUGGAGCGCAAUCGCCUGACGAUUCGGAGCCGCAUAUGGACAGAGAAGCUCAGGAUACACAAGCGCAAGGACUCGGGUACGAGUUCGAAGUCAAGGAGCAGGACCGAUGGCUGCCUAUAGCGAAUGUUGCGCGCAUCAUGAAGAUGGCCCUGCCCGAAAACGCAAAGAUUGCAAAGGAGGCCAAGGAAUGCAUGCAAGAGUGCGUGAGCGAGUUCAUCUCGUUCAUCACCAGCGAAGCGUCCGAGAAAUGCCAGCAAGAAAAGCGCAAGACGGUCAAUGGCGAGGACAUUCUCUUCGCCAUGACUUCUCUUGGCUUCGAGAACUAUGCCGAAGCAUUGAAGAUCUACCUCUCACGGUACCGCGAAACCCUCCUCGCAAAUCAGAACAAGCCUGCCGUCGGUUUCAAUGCAGGCGGGAAUGCUGCCGCCGGCGCCAGCGGCAGCGGGGCGUCUGGUGCAAAUGCCUCCUCCGGCCAGGCCUACGGCACAGCGGAGGGUUCCAACAACCUAUUGAGCGGCGAUGUCGAAUCCGCCGACCACGACAGCACCACGUUCGGCUACACCGUCGGCCACCACAACGGCAACGGCAACGCAGAGUUCUGAGUAGCGCCGCGUCCCCGGAUGAUCAGGAUCCCCUUCAAGAUUCAUCGCGCGAUGCUAUGGUCAAAUGCUCGUUACGGCGCAUCGGACAUCGCAAAAGAAGGCGCAUACGGCUAGUCAGUGCGCGCAAGCGCGCUGGGUAGGCCGUCCCAACCCAACCAGAUUGUAAGAUAUUGGAAUGGAGCGGGGGACAUGAUGGGAUUUCUUUUUCAGGGCUGUAUCAGUUCGGCCGUA
Molecule: messenger RNA, 1272 nt
Organism: Aplosporella prunicola CBS 121167
Lineage: Eukaryota; Fungi; Ascomycota; Dothideomycetes; Botryosphaeriales; Aplosporellaceae
Exons: 4
Coding region: 403-1041 (212 amino acids)
Biological process (GO): regulation of transcription by RNA polymerase II
Cellular component (GO): nucleus; CCAAT-binding factor complex
Molecular function (GO): RNA polymerase II cis-regulatory region sequence-specific DNA binding; DNA-binding transcription activator activity, RNA polymerase II-specific; protein heterodimerization activity
Source: RefSeq, a predicted model, not a curated record